GGGAGGCUUGGCCGCGGAAGGAAGGCGCCCUGCCAUGUUCAGCCGGAGCUCCCGGAAAAGGCUUUCCAGCAGAUCCUUGUCUGGACUGGGUGAGCCUGAAAGAGGACAGCCUUGCAAUGCCUGCGGUGACCAGUGCCCUGGGUUUGCUCUGCAUAAAUGGAGGAAGAUCUGUCUACAUUGCAAGUGUCCCCAGGAAGAGCACGUCGUGACGGUGAUGCCGUUGGAAAUGGAGAAGACGGUUAGCAAGCUCAUGUUUGACUUCCAGAGGAACUCGACCUCAGAUGAUGACUCAGGCUGUGCCUUGGAGGAGUAUGCCUGGGUCCCACCAGGGCUGAAGCCCGAACAGGUUCACCAGUAUUAUAGCUGUCUCCCAGAAGAGAAGGUACCCUAUGUCAAUAGUCCUGGAGAAAAGCUGAGGAUCAAGCAGCUCUUGCAUCAGCUGCCUCCACACGACAAUGAGGUUCGAUAUUGUAAUUCCCUGGACGAGGAGGAGAAGAGGGAGCUUAAGCUCUUCAGCAGCCAAAGAAAACGGGAGAAUCUGGGCAGAGGAAAUGUCAGGCCGUUUCCCGUCACUAUGACAGGCGCCAUUUGUGAACAGUGUGGAGGCCAGAUUAAUGGAGGUGACAUUGCUGUGUUUGCAUCGAGAGCUGGGCAUGGGGUGUGUUGGCACCCCUCAUGUUUCAUGUGCACGGUUUGUAACGAGCUCCUGGUGGACCUGAUCUAUUUCUACCAAGAUGGGAAGAUGUACUGUGGCAGGCACCAUGCUGAAUGCCUGAAACCUCGCUGCGCAGCCUGUGAUGAGAUCAUCUUCGCGGACGAAUGCACAGAGGCUGAGGGCCGGCACUGGCACAUGAAGCAUUUCUGCUGUUUUGAGUGUGAAGCGGUGCUGGGUGGUCAGCGCUACAUCAUGAAGGAGGGGAGACCUUAUUGCUGCCGCUGCUUCGAAUCCUUGUACGCGGAGUACUGUGACGCCUGUGCCCAGCACAUAGGUAUUGACCAAGGUCAGAUGACCUACGAUGGCCAGCACUGGCAUGCCACUGAAACCUGCUUCUGCUGUGCUCACUGCAAGAAAUCUCUCCUGGGGCGUCCCUUCCUGCCAAAGCAAGGCCAGAUCUUCUGCUCACGUGCCUGUAGCGCAGGGGAGGAUCCCAACGGCUCUGACUCAUCAGAUUCUGCCUUUCAGAACGCCCGGGCCAAGGAGUCCCGGCGCAGUGCCAAAAUCGGUAAGAACAAAGGCAAGGCGGAGGAGUCCCUGUUGAAUCCGUGUGGCCAGCUGCAGGUGACCUCCAACCGGCUCUCGGCCGACGUGGACCCCCUGUCCCUGCAGAUGGAUCUGCUCAGCCUGUCGAGCCAGACGCCCAGCCUCAACAGGGAGCACGUCUGGCGGAGCCGAGACGAGCUGUACCACUAUGGGAAUAAGAUGGAGCAGAGCCCGUCCCAGAGCCCCAUGCAGCUCCUUAGCCAGUGCAACAUGAGAACUUCCUAUAACCCCGCACAGGUGGUGGCGGCGGCGCAGCCCGACAUGUGGGGAAAGCAUUUCAGCAAUCCCAAAAGGAGCUCAUCCCUGGCCAUGAAGGGACACAGCGGCAGCUUCAUGAAGGAAUGUCGGGAGGACUAUUACCCGGCCAGGCUGCGCUCCCAAGAGAGCUAUAGCGAUAUGUCCAAUCAGAGCUUUAGUGAAACCCGAGGAAAUAUCAAAGUCCCCAAAUAUGAGGAGGAGGAAGAGGAAGGAGGCAUGUCCUCCCAGCCCUGCCGCACCCGCCAUCCGCUCAGUGCAAUGAAGUAUACGGAGGAUCUCACGCCUACAGAGCAAACCCCCCGGGGCUCCAUGGAAUCGCUGGCACUGUCCAACGCAACAGGCCUCUCGGCGGACGGUGGCGCCAAGCGACAGGAGCAUCUUUCCCGAUUUUCGAUGCCUGAUCUGAGCAAAGACUCGGGGAUGAACGUCUCAGAGAAACUAAGCAACGUGGGGACCCUCAACUCCUCCAUGCAGUUUCGCAGCGCAGAGUCAGUCCGCAGCCUGCUGUCUGCCCAGCAGUACCAGGACAUGGAGAGCAACCUUCACCAGCUGUCUACCCCCAUCAGAUACAGGGACCUGCAGUCUCGGGGAAGGAUGCACCAGAGCUUUGACCUCGACGGGGGCAUAUCCAGCGGUAAGCUGCCGGGCCAGGACGGAGCCAGGAUCCAGCCCAUGAGCGAACGUACCCGCCGGCGGGCAAGCCCCCGGGAUGAUGCCCGCCGCUUUCGGCCCCACCGCUCUCGGCGCUCCCGGAGAUCUCGUUCUGACAACGCCCUCCAUCUGGCCAGUGAGAGGGAAGCCAUCUGCCGGUUGAAAGAACGGCCCCCGCUGAGAGCCCGGGAGGACUAUGACCAGUUCAUGCAUCAGAGGAGCUACAGGGAGAGCCUGGAGCAGGGGGGGUCCCGCCGGGACCUCUAUGGGCAGUGCCCGCGGACUGUCUCCGACCUGGCUUUGCAGAACGCCUUUGGGGAACGCUGGGGACCCUACUUUGCCGAAUACGACUGGUGCUCCACCUGCUCCUCCUCUUCCGAGUCCGACAACGAGGGCUAUUUCCUGGGGGAGCCUAUCCCCCAGCCGGCCCGUCUCCGGUACGUCACCAGUGAAGAGCUGCUGCACAAGUACGGCUCCUACGGCACCCCCAAAUCCUCCACCUUGGGGGGCAGAGGACAGCUGCACAGCCGGAAAAGGCAGAAGAGUAAAAACUGCGUCAUAUCCUAAUGUCCGUCCCGCGGCAGGCGGAGCCGAGAAUGUAAAUCCACACACUUGCACUGUUUUCGGAUUUAAAGCGCUUUGACCUUGUUUGUCACUAAAGGCCCCGACGGCCGAGACGGAGGCAAGGUUAGGGAUCGGCUUCUAGAGGCAGGCGCGGUUCUUGGCGUGGUGGAUUUUUUUUUUUUUUUUUGCACAUCUCACUUUGGAAACACUUUGGACUCUCCCUUUGUCUGAGUGGUUGUGUUUCUCUCUCUCCAGUUCUGUGUUCAGUUACCACACUUUAGCAAAUUAUUUACUCUCUGCUUCUCUUACUAUCUCAUUUUUCAGGACUCUUUUUUUUUUCCAGUAAGUGAUUUGUUUAUCAGCCAGUACCCAAGACUAAGUUAUUUACACGUCCAUUGUAAAUGCAAUGUAAAUGAGAGUUCUGAUAAAAAAUAUUUUUGUAUUUUGUAAUAUCAGAGGAAUUUCUAUAUCGUAGGACUCGGUGGGAAAUUGCAUGAACAGCCAGCAUUGUCAAGUAGAAUUAAAAGAUGGUUUCAGGCCAUCGGGUUUUUUCUUUCCCUUUUUAGAUUUCUAUAUAAAAUUUGUUAUAUAUCAGUGAGACUUUUUUUUCAAAGGAGUAUAUACAUAUAUUGUGUGUGUAUAUAUGCACAUACACACAAACAUACAGUUUGACUCUCUGUGGCUGGAAAAUAAAAACAGCAAAAACAACAUAGAAACACGAAGCAUCUAAAGCUUUGUUCCAUCUAAAGGAGUCUACAGGGUUUAUUUACUGAAGUCUGCUCACACCCUCAGUAGAAGCUGCUUUCUAUCCAGCAAUAGUCAUUUUUGAAAAUUGCAAUUGUAACUUUCACCAAUUUGAGAAGCUAGCCAGUGUCAGUGAAGUCCAAUGAGAAAAGCCAUCUCCAUUGGGGACAUUGAGGUUGCUUCACAUUGAUCUGUUCCUUGGGGAAUUUUUUUUUUAAAGUGUCCGUGGUUCCAUUGUGUGGUGUCUGCAUGGCCCUGUUCUGAGUGUGGUGCUGUUGUUUUCCUGGAUUAUGUUAUCUGCUUUCCUUGACUAAGGCAGACGGAGGACUGCCAUCAUAGAUAGACAACCCAGUAGCCUUAAAGCAAAUGAAUUAUAUAACUUUGGGAGCUCAAGUCAAAAGGAAGUUCUAGCAGAUGGGACAGAGUUUGAGGUGAUUUGUUCUCUCUGGGUUGUUCAUCAAAGGGCAAAAUCGUAAACAGGGAGCAGAUCAAAGAUAGAAAUUUUAUGGAGGUUAGUUAGCGAGAACAGAAGAAGAGGCAAGUGUUUGCCAGCUAACUGAGAUUCUAUUGGGAGUAUUGCUUCCUUUGUCUCUCCCUGGUUUCGAUGAGGAAAUUUAAGGGUACCUCUCAGAAAAAAGUGCCCAGUUUAGGAAAUCUUCAGUAGUCAAGGUAUCUGACUCACCUCAACAGGCCAAGAUAACUGGCAUUAGUAAAGAAAGCCUGUUAAUCCCAUUGGCUAUAAAAGGAGAAACUACUGAGAAGGAAGAUUUCCAACUGGAUGGUUGGGUCAAAUGGCAAGGAGUCUGCAUUUACUUAAAGAAGAUAUUUGGGCUUGCGUUGUCUACCUUAAUGCUAAUUUUCCUACUUUGAUUCUAUUAAAAAAAAAAAAAAACAAACCACGGAGAAGCACCUACAUUGCUUCUACUCCUUUCUCAUCCUUCAUUGAUUAUGGCAGUUAAGAUAAUCCAACAGAGAACUGACAUUGAGACCUACAUUUAAGUGUGUUACACUUUGUAUCUCAUUGGUAACUGGCCUUGGUGGGGAGCACGUGAUGAUUUUCCAGUAUAGUACAUGCGUUUUCUUAGUAUUUUUCUUUUUAUUAAGAGGAAGUGAUAAGCAGAUUUUCAGAUCCCAUCCUAAAUGGGUCUGGGGGAAGGAAGGCUUUAAAGGAAUUAUAUAUAUAUAUAUAUGGCACUCAAUGCAGGAUAUAUGAAAAUAAUUUGCUUUUCAGGUAUAAAUAGAACAUUUGUCAUUGUCACUGAUUUAAAAAAAAAAAAGCAAUGCAGA
This is a messenger RNA of Vombatus ursinus (common wombat), 4765 nucleotides long. RefSeq names its product prickle planar cell polarity protein 2 (gene PRICKLE2). The coding region runs from base 35 to 2737 and encodes 900 amino acids. Gene Ontology annotation, molecular function: zinc ion binding. Lineage: Eukaryota; Metazoa; Chordata; Mammalia; Diprotodontia; Vombatidae. The record is from RefSeq and is a predicted model, not a curated record. The transcript is spliced from 9 exons.